AUGUGGCAUAGCUCGUACCCGUCAGCCAGGCUUUGGUUCCUUACUCGGAAUAAUUGGGCAAUCAUGGCAUUUGCAUUUUUUUCGACCUUGGGACUCCUGGCCACAUUUCAAUUGUCUGGACUUGUAGCUGCGGAUUCACAAAAUAUCGACCUCUGUGGUCAGUCAGACUGGUGGAACUCUACUGAAGUUCCGUAUUCAUUCAAUAAUAAUGCCUGGGGAAACGACAGUUCGGGCUACCAAUGCAUGGCCGUCCAUGAUAAUGGCCGUAGCUUCAGUGUCUCCUACAAAUGGACCGGAGAUGCAUCUCUUGUCAAAGGCUACCCGUACAUGAAGGCUCAUCCGACUAGGCUCCCUGUCCAGCUAUGGAACGUCACUCAACUACAGGUCACAGGGAAUUGGCAGACUUACGUUGCUGGCAAAGAAAAGGCCAGUGCUGAGCAGCAGGCCCAGGCUUUCGAUGAUGUUUCGCUCUACGCCAACGUUGCUGUCGACAUGUUCCUGUCCGAUAACAAGGAGAACUCAACCAUGGUCGGCGCCCCCAUUGAAAUCAUGAUUUGGCCCUGGUGGACGCCAACUGUAAAACCACUAGGAUGGGCCGAGUCCACUCCCGACAAAGACACCGUCACCAUCGACGGCACCCCUUUCUCAUUGUAUCAUGGCUGGAAUGAUGGGGGACAACAUGUUUUUUCAUGGUUGGCUCGCACCAACCUCACCAAGACCGAUGCCGACUACGGACCUUUGCUCACCUAUAUCUGGAAGAAGGGUAUGCUGUCAGGCGCAAUAUGGCUAGGGCAACUCGAGCUGGGCACCGAAAUCAAACACGCCGCUGGCGACAUGCACUUUGAAGCCAGUAACUACACCUUGAAGCCAGACCGCGACGACGAAGACAAUGAUGACGACAGCCGCAGCUGA
Molecule: messenger RNA, 912 nt
Organism: Colletotrichum tamarilloi
Lineage: Eukaryota; Fungi; Ascomycota; Sordariomycetes; Glomerellales; Glomerellaceae
Product: endoglucanase
Exons: 4
Coding region: 1-912 (303 amino acids)
Biological process (GO): polysaccharide catabolic process
Molecular function (GO): cellulase activity
Source: RefSeq, a predicted model, not a curated record